UUUAGGGGUAUUCCACUGUAUGGUCGGAGCAGAGGGGCUGCCCCCUGUGUGUCUCUCAGGGGCAUAAAGCAGAAGGUGUUGUGUUUUCUCUGGUAAAACGAAGUGGAGGUUUUGCUGUGUUGUACUGCAGGCGGACGGCCAGGAGGUGGCGACGGUGGUCAGCGCUCAGGAGAUCAGAGUCGUAGCUGAACUGCUUCAGAUCUCUCCAGAGGGACUCCAGAAGGCACUCACACACAAAGUCACGGAGACGAUGAGGGACAAAAUCUACACCCCUCUGACUGUAGAGAGCGCUGUAGACGCCAGAGAUGCUGUUGCCAAGAUCCUGUACUCUCUGUUGUUCCACUGGCUGACUGAGAGGAUUAAUGGACAGGUUUACCCUCGACAUCACGCUCUGUCAAUAUCUGUACUGGAUAUAUAUGGCUUUGAGGACCUGUCCUUCAACAGCUUUGAGCAGCUCUGUAUUAACUAUGCUAAUGAGUACCUGCAGUUCCUCUUCAACGGGAUCGUUUUCAGACAGGAACAGGAGGAGUACAACAGAGAGCAGAUCCCGUGGCAGGACAUCCCGUUCAACGACAACCAGGCCUGCAUCGACCUCAUCUCCUCUAAACCCCAUGGAGUACUGAGGAUCCUGGACGAUCAGAGCUGCUUCCCCCAGGCGACAGACCACACCUUCCUCCAGAAGUGUCAUUAUCACCAUGGUAACAACAAGAUCUACCUGAAGCCAAAGAUGCCCCUCCCAGAAUUCACCAUCAAACACUUCGCUGGCCCGGUCACCUACCAGGUUCACAAGUUUCUGGAUAAGAACUACGACCAGGUUGGACAGGAAGUUCUGGAUCUGUUCAGUCACAGCAAGAACAAGAUGGUGGCCAACCUCUUCCUGGUUCACGCGGAGGUCGUAGGUCAGCAUAGAGGUCGUGUGAGGAAGAGCGGCACGAGACAUCAGCCCCCAACUGUCUCCACCAAGUUCACCCUGUCACUGCUGGAACUGGUGGACAAGAUGGAGAGGUGCAACCCAUCGUUCAUACGCUGCAUUAAGCCAAACAGUCAGAAGGAGCCAGGUGUGUUUGAGACGGAGCUGGUCACCAGCCAGCUGAGGUAUUCUGGUAUCUUGGAGACAAUCAGGAUCCGGAGAGAAGGUUACCCUGUUAGACUGGCCUUCAACGACUUCCUGUUCAGGUAUAAGUCUCUGGUGGGUUUGAAGCAGCCUCCAGCUCCUGAUGGGGAGAACUGCAUCUUCAUGCUCUGCAAACUGGUUCCCCUCCGACCCGGGGCCUACCAAGUAGGAGUUACCAAGCUGUUUCUGAAGGAGGAGGUGUACCAGUUGCUGGAGUCUAAGAGAGAGCGUGUCCGUCAGGUUGCGGCCCUCACCCUGCAGAGAUACACGCGCAUGUUCUUCGUCAGGAAACGGUACACGGAGUUCAGGACCAAGAUCGUCAGACUACAGGCCUACUGUAGAGGCUUCCUCACCAGGAAGCGCUAUUUGAAGAUGAGGAAGAGUCUGGUGAAGUUCCGUUCUCUCGUCCACAUGUACGUCACCCGCAAGAGAUACAUCAAGAUGAAGCUGGAGGCCCGCAGGAAAGCAGAGGAGGAGAGGAGGAGGAGAGAGGAGGAGCUGUCGAAGAGAGAGGUGGUUAAUGUCUCUCACCUGGUGAUCCCUGCUGAGCUCAGCUCUUUACUGCAGGCUGCAGCAGGUGGCAGACAGCUCCAUGCUGAGAGUCUAGCUCUGGUCCAGGCACCACACAUCCCUGAGGAGAACCAGCUGACUCUGCCGCUGGACAUCAACAACAACCCCUUCAGCCGCUACGUACAGCUGCACUUCAGGGAGCCUAUGUUUGGGAUGCUAACGGUUCCCUUGGAGACGACCCUGACGUGUAUGGACGAGGACCUCCGACAGGAAGCUCUGGAGGUGUUCGUUAUGAUCCUGAGGUUCAUGGGCGACCCCCACCUGAACGGGGCUCAGGAGAACCUGUUUGGGAACUACAUAAUCCAGAGAGGACUGGCCAAUCAGGGCCUGCGAGACGAGAUCCUGGCUCAGCUGGCCAAUCAGGUGUGGCGGAACCCAAACCAUGACAACGCAGAGAGAGGCUGGCUGCUGCUGCUGGGCUGCACCUGCUGCUUCCCUCCAUCACCCAGGCUGCACACACACCUGCUGAAGUUUGUGUCUGACCACGCCCCUGCUGGUUGCCGGGCGCUGCUGCAGCACCGGCUGAUCCAGGCCAAUCAGAAGUCCCGGCUGUUAUCAGGAUCCGCCCCUGAGACAGCACGCACCUAUCCGCUGGCUCUGUUGGAGUGGACAGCCAAUAGGAAGAGGGCUAACAUGGUGCUGCAGGUGACCUGCUUCGACGGGGAAUCGUUCCUGUGUCCCGUCCAAUCCUGGACCAGUGGAGAAGAUCUGGCAGGAAACAUCCUACGACACAGGGGGGCGUGUGAGGAGUGGAGGGGCUGGUCUGUACUGAUGAAGGAGCAUGGGCAGUGGGCGGAGCUAGCCGGUCACGAUUACGUCAUGGAUCUGAUCUCAGACUUGGAGCUGCAGUCCGACUUCCCCAAACAGAAGAGUUACUACAUCAUCUCAGCUGAGGAUCCGAAUAGAGUUCGACCCAACGCCAGGCUGACUCUGUUUGGCAGUGGUUUUGACAGUGAUGACGAGCCGCCUUCAUCAGCACCACCAAACCUGCAGCAGCCGACCAGACUCGACGGAUACUCCAGCCACGUGGAGGCUGAUGUGAUCGGGCGACGGUCCGACUCAGAGAGGAGUGGAUCGCUACCUGGACAGCCUCUUCGCCCUGUGUUGUCAGACGGCGCACG
Molecule: messenger RNA, 2805 nt
Organism: Salmo salar (Atlantic salmon)
Lineage: Eukaryota; Metazoa; Chordata; Actinopteri; Salmoniformes; Salmonidae
Source: RefSeq, a predicted model, not a curated record